Messenger RNA from Xyrauchen texanus (razorback sucker), 6788 nucleotides. RefSeq names its product forkhead box protein J3-like. Bases 318 to 2114 code for a protein of 598 amino acids. Gene Ontology annotation, biological process: regulation of transcription by RNA polymerase II. Gene Ontology annotation, molecular function: RNA polymerase II cis-regulatory region sequence-specific DNA binding; DNA-binding transcription factor activity, RNA polymerase II-specific. Gene Ontology annotation, cellular component: nucleus. Lineage: Eukaryota; Metazoa; Chordata; Actinopteri; Cypriniformes; Catostomidae. The record is from RefSeq and is a predicted model, not a curated record. The transcript has 12 exons.
GUGAAGCGAAGAGACGUCACGGACAAACCGGUAAAGGGAUUGCGGGUCUCCAACCCUCGACAAACACGCAGAGCUGAGGCUUAUUUCGAGAAGAGAAAGGGAGCUGUGCUCGAAAAAAAGGAAGUGGAGGGGACUGAUUUUGACAGACCUGGACUGGCCUCCAGCAGCUGACACAAGCCCGGGUUUCAUUUUGUGUGACAUCAACAAAACACUGAUCUGAGGGAGCCUCUGCAUUCUUAGCACACCAGUUCACCACUCCUUCUCCGACCCCCCCCCCCCUCGUGCUACUCCUCUCCAGACCCCCUCGACCUGCCACCAUGACGUCGGAGCUGGAGAGCAGCUUGACCUCCAUGGACUGGCUGCCGCAGCUGACCAUGCGGGCUGCCAUUCAGAAGGCAGACGGCCAGAAUGCUCACGGGCUGGGCAUGGCCAAGAAGAGCGCCUUGCUGGACCCCAACACAACACUAGACCAGGAAGAGGUGCAGCAGCACAAGGACGGCAAACCACCAUACAGCUACGCCAGCCUAAUCACGUUCGCCAUCAAUAGCUCGCCAAAGAAAAAAAUGACACUGAGCGAGAUCUACCAGUGGAUCUGUGACAAUUUCCCCUAUUACAGGGAAGCUGGCAGCGGAUGGAAGAAUUCAAUACGGCACAAUCUUUCGUUGAACAAGUGUUUUCUCAAAGUGCCUCGCUCCAAAGAUGACCCAGGAAAGGGUUCGUACUGGGCGAUCGACACAAAUCCAAAGGAGGACACGCUUCCUACGCGGCCCAAGAAGAGGCCACGGUCUGGAGAGCGGGCAUCCACACCGUACAGCCUGGAGUCGGAUAACUUGGGAAUGGACUGCAUCAUCUCUGGAAGUGCCUCUCCAACGCUGGCAAUCAACACUGUGACUAACAAGGUGGCACUGUAUAACCCUGAACAGGAUGGGAGUGACAGCCCUCGAAGCAGCCUUAACAAUAGCCUGUCCGACCAGAGUCUGGCCUCUGUUAAUCUUAACAGUGUGGGCAGCGUGCACAGCUACACACCGGUGACGAGUCAUCCAGAGCCGGUGUCCCAAUCCAUGAGCUUGCAGCAGCCCCCUCAGGCCCAGUACAAUAUACCAGACCGUGACAAGCAGCUGCUCUUUUCUGACUUUGAAGAUCUCAGUGCCUCAUUCCGCAGCCUUUACAAGACUGUGUUUGAGCAGUCCUACAACCAACAGGGUCUGAUGGGUAUGCCGUCGGAGUCCUCCCAGCAGACCCACACCUCCUGCUCUUACCAACACUCCCCCAGCAGCACCAUCAGCACACACCCUCACAACAACCAGAACAGCAUCACUAACUCUCACAACAACAUUCACAACAGCGGCAGCCAGGUGCCUCUGUCCCACCCCCCUCACUCCGCCCACAACUCACCUCAUGGACAGCACCUCUCCCAGCUUGGCCCUCACACCCAGCACAGCCAGCACCCGCAUACAGCACACAGCCAACACCCACAGCAUACCCAGCACAGCCAGCAUGGACAGCAUCCCUCCCAGCACCAGGCCCACGGCCAGCACACAGCACAGCAACACCAGAAUCUUUCUCACCAGACCCAUCCUGCCCAGCAACAGAUGCAGUGCAAUGCAGGUCUUCCCAGUGACUGGUAUCCCAACCUGGAUGCACUAAAAGAAAGCUGCCGUAUUGCCAGCAGCUACAACUGGGCUGAUGUGGAUCUGUCACCUUUCCAAGGUUUAAAAGAGAGCAUGAGGCAGGCGGAGCUGAAUAACUGGUCUCUGGAGCCCACUCAGAUUGCAGACCUAUGCUCCUCCAUUAAUCAUUUCUUUGCUCACACUGGAAUCCAGACACAGGGGGCAGUGCAGCCUCCAGUGUGCCACAGCUCCAUGCAUCCAAACAAGCCCAGCUCACACAUCAACGCAGGAAACAUGUACAUGGACACGAGACAGAGCUUGAGUUCUAUGAUGGGUCCUCCAGGAUACCCCCAUAUGCCCCCCAUGAGCAGUGCUGGCCCCACUAUAACAGGCCAUCACACUCCGAUGAACCAGCAGCAGAUGAUGCCUGCUGGAAACUGCCAGAUGCGCCGCAUGCCCACCGACGACAUCCAGGAUGACUUUGACUGGGACUCCAUUGUCUAACCCAGUCUCUGUGCGCAAGGAGUGGUGCAGACAAACGAGAGAAGAGCGUAUGGAGGCAGAGUGUUUGUGUUACAGAUCAAGAGGGCUGGACCUGUGGUGUCUGCAUGCCCGUGACAGAAGGCAGAUUGUAACGGGACACUUGAAAAUGUGCAAGUGUUGUUCAUUGUGACCUGAAAGAGACUCCUGUGUUCCUGUUGUUUUUAAGAAACAAAACAAACAAAAAAAUAUUACUUUGAAGACAAUCACAUUUACUAGGACAUGUUUAAGUGAUCGCUUUUAUACUUGCCCAAGGUGCAAGUGGUUCGUGUUUAUGUCAAAAUGUCUCCUGACCCACAGCCUCACUGCAAGCCCGCUCAAUUGCCAAGCUUUUCCCUGCUCUUCAACUGUUGUUCUGUGAUUUUUGAGUGAUCUGUCCGGCUUGUUCUUCCCUGUCAUGAUGAAUAACUCAGGCCUUGACUGCCUAUCAGACAAGAUUGUCUCUCUCAUUUGUGUCUUGAAACUUCCUCUGAGAUGCAAAGCACUUUUCUGAAGAAUAAGGCGACUGUGCAGGUGACAUAGUUUGACACUCAAAGCACCUGAUGUUGUGUUUCAGGUGGCCUUUCAGGUGGACCGUUCAGGCACAAGUAGCCAUCGAGAGGGAAUUUUGCUCUUUGACCCUACACUGUAAUAUGUAGAAAAGUUGCCAUGCAUCUGAAUCAGAUUCUAGCGGAAUAUCAUUGCUCAUAACAAGGCGUUUAAACCACAUUACCUGCAGUAUUUGUACUUGUGUAUCUUUGCUGUCUGAAAUGUAACAUGUGUUUGUCACUAAUAGUUUUAGAAAAGUUUGAACGCGUGUGUCAAGAAGUGACAUUGAUCCAAACCUCACUAUUAUAGGUUUCUCGUUGAUCAUCACUAUACGUUUGCAUGUACAAUCCUCAUUCUUUGUCCUAUAGUCUCCCGGUUGGACUGCACAACUUAGUUUAGGUUCAUUUAAUGCCCUCAGGAUGUGCCACUUAAAAUGUAAUGCAUUGUUUAGGAGCGAUAGCUUUUCUGAUUGGAGAUUUGUGGUAUACUGGAGUGCCCUGUUCAUGUUGCAAAACCAAACUGCUGUGUGCAUCUUUAGACCAGUAUUGAGGAGGAGAUAAAUGUCAUGUCAAGGCGCAUUUGCUUAAUGGUCCGCAAUAAAACACUCUUUAUUUUAACCCCAGGACCAACCAACAUGAAAUUGCUUGCUCUUUGCUGCACUGACAAGGACUUCUGCAGAGAGCAUACCUUCAAUUUAGCAGUUGCUUUUUGGACUGUAAAUGGUGGGUGGAGUGAAAGUUGAGAAAAAGGAGAUGACUAAAAUGGUAAGAUUCACUAAUAGUCAAGUACUCAUUGCUAAUAGUGACUGCUCUAUCAAUUCAAGGGUGUAGUACUCUUAAGUAAGACACACAUAUCUGUAUCUAGUAUACUACCAUCAUCCAUCCAUCCAUCUUCUAAAGCCAUUUGUCCUAUGUAGGGUCAUGGGUAGUGCUGGAACCUAUCCCAGCUGUGUCGGGGCAAAGGCAGGGAAACACCCCGGAGAGCUGGCCAAUCCAUAAUAGCGCAUACUACCAUCAAAUGUUUUAAAACUUUGGUUGCUCAAUGACAACAAACUUGACUAACCAUACCAUGAUCAUUUUAUGAUAUAAGCUGAUUAGAAAGGAUUAGGGCUGUCAGUGAUCACAAUCAUCUCUUUUAAAGAGCACAAAAACUAACGCAGUGUAAGAUCUAGAAUAGUGGAUCCCAGAUUAGACACUGAUAAAUGUGUUAAUCUUCUUCAGGGUAUUUAUCAGUGAGAACAAGCACUUUGAUUAGGCCAAAUUUUAGUGUACUGGGAAAUAUUGGAGACGUUUCAGAAAAGUCAGCAUAAAUUGUGCAGUGAAGAAGAAAAGAGGAGGAGUGCACAUGUUUGUUCAUAGCUUGACAGUUUACGCUUCCAAUUGACUGUGUUUUAUACAUUACUUUCCUCCAACCCUGUGCUGGGUCAUCUUGGCUUUCAUUACUUUUAGGCUUUUGUUUAGUUAUUGAUGAAAGUGUAAGUAAAAUAAUCAAAUGACAAUCAUUUUUUCUCUGUAUUAUAAAAUUUCAAACUAAGUGUUUUAGUAAUUACUAUGUAUUGGCAAAUGAUCCCUAAACAUAAUGGUUUAUAUCAUAUAUGUCCUUAUAGUACAAAAUGGUUGAAUCUGAAGAAAUCAUGUCCAAGUCACAUAUCACCCCAAAAGAAAAAUAAGUUAUAACUUAUAUUCUGCAUAAAGAAAAAUGAAGCCAAAUUUUAGGACCAAUAAGAUUUCCAUUUUCCUUUGUGAUUUUCUUGACAAUUAAGCAAAAUUGCCUUCUUUACUCUUAAGAUUUUUGUCAUUCCCAUUAUUAUCAAUGAUUUCUUAUUUAGAUUAAUUAUACAAAUGAUUAGAUUUCCUUUACUUUUAAUACAGUACUUUUUACAGUAUUACAGUAAAACAUGCUGUAAUUUCUUAUAUAUGACUUAUACUUAUUCAUGACGGUGCAAAACAUCUUAGGCUAUUAAACAACAAUGAUGCUCACGACAUAGGCCGCCAUCUUGCUUGUUUUGGUUGCAUGACUGCGUCUCGUGACAACAAAUACUUAAUCGUUUUCCUGUCCACACUACAACGCCAUUUUCACAUUUAGCAACUUGGGAAAGCGUUUUCAAAAAGCUCAGUUUUCGCUGUCUCAGUGUGGAUAGAAGGCCAAAAUGUAGAGAAAAGAUGCGUUUUCAAACGAAAACAUAUUAGUGUGUGUGUGACUUUAAAUUAGGCUUCGCAUUCUUUAAGCUAAAUAUAACUUUUCUUUUGAUUUUGGGGUGUAAUGUGCAACAGGGCCACACGGGAAGUUUGCAUGUUGCUUCCAAAUGCUUCAGUACCCUGACAUCAGCCAUUUUGGCAUAUGUUCAUGUGCGACCAUUGGUUCAUUGCAUCAGUGCAAUGGUAAGUCAAAUUUUGGUAAGCACAGACCAUGUUUAGCUAAAAAAUUGUUAACCUACUGUUUCCGAAUUCACUGUUAAAUCAGUCUGAAAUGUGACCUAGACAGGUUUUGUGUGAUUCAACCAAAAUAAGAUUUAGAUGGAUUGGGAACCCAGUCAAGCCCAUUUUAUAUUCUGCCUGAUUCUUCACUGAAUCCUUUAACUUAUCAGCUGUUCAGAACCAUUCAACAUAGUACUGAAUCUGAACAUCACCCGGAAACCAAACUUUGCUGCAUAUGUAAUAAACAAGGAUGCUGAAUUUUUGUGCCCGUUCAAAUUGCCUGGUCCUACACGAGAAAAAGGUCGCGCAACUGUUAUCUGCUUGACCCCCAACCGAUUGUUCAAUGUCUAUUCUCAAGCCUGCUUUGGCUCUCUAUGUCCUUUUUGUCCCUUUCUUCUAUUUUUUAUGUCUAGUGUUUUGUUUUGGAUACUGUUAGAGUGUUCGCAAGCAUUGUGAAUCUGGCCUCAGUGUUUAUGUCAUACAAGGAGCUUUCAGACUGCAAACUGGUCAUUUGUGCACUUUGAGAAGAAUUAAGAAGCACAAGCGCUCAUGUUGUUCAUUAACUAAUGGAUCUCGGCACGUUCACUCACUGUUGAGUGAAAGAUUAGUAUUGAUCCACCCUCAUUGUGAACAUUGAUACCAUACUGUGGUGUACACAUUCUGUCAUAGUUUGUCUCGAUAUUGACCUCAGAAGGACUGUCCGUUUAUAGUUGGAAAUAUUUAGUAUUGCCAAUCUAUUUGUGGUAGUGAUGUGUUUGGAUCUCAUGUUUGCCAAAGAGAGUACAUUUAAUUUUUAAUAUUUAAGACAGUAGGUAAUUGGCGUCCUUCCCUGGUGAAGGGAAAAGUCUCAAGAGAAAGCUUAAGGAAGUGCAAGAGAAUAUGAGCUGAAGAGAUGACAGUUCUCUCUCUCUCUCUUCCUUUUUCUCAAAAAAGAAAAAUGAAACAUUGCUCCUUUGAUUUUGUGUUUGUGUUGUGUGAAAGUUGUAAAUGUUUAAGACAGCUCAGUUUUCGUAAAACAAAAUAAAAUGAAAAAAGAAAGAAAAACAAGUGAAGAUGCAUCUGCCAGAGAGAUUACAGUAAUAGAGGAAGAUUCGAGAAGCCUUGUUACAUUUAUGGGAGAAAACUGCCAACAAGUUCUGGUAUUCGGAGCCUAUUUUAUUCAUUGUUGGUGUGAUGUGCUUAUUGUAAAUAUAUGUCUUUUUCAAUUGUCCUUUUUUCCUCUGGGGUGGUGAGGGAUCAAGGUGAGGGCUCAAGGUUCACCUGCGAAAGAAAGGAGGGAGAUGAAUACAGAGUAUUUUGUUAUUGUCCAAUCCAAGGGUGACUCAGUAUGUAUAUAUCUAUAUUGUAUAUAUGUGUUGAAAAUGCAUUGGCUUUUUGUGUGACACUACCUUUUACCUGUACUAUGGUUCAACAUUCAGUGUUUCAAUGUUUAUAUUCUAUUUUAAUCUUUGUUUUCUGUUUGAUUUUGUCCUGGUCAUUUCUUGUAUUUGUUGUUUCCUUUAUUUUCCCCUUAUUGUCUUUUUUGUUAUUGCACGGUUCAUUACUUUUGCUGUCCAGUAAGAUGACACAGCUUAUCUUUGUAUUGGUUUUAGUGCUGUAAAAUAACUCUGAAGUGUCAUUAAGAUUGUCAAUACCACCCCUUCCCCCGAUAUGCAUGAAUGGCACUUAAAGAAAUAAAAUAUGUUAACUUCAC